CAGGUGUCAGUUCGUCGAACCUCAAAGACCCAGGAGAUCAAGGUUCUAAUUCCCAGAAAACGAACCACCAAAAAGUGAGAAAUCCUCUAACAAACCCCGCGCGGGUAACCAGCCGGAACCUUGACCUCAAGAUGGCGUCGCGCAGUCAUCAUAAGAUUUCAAUCGGCUCCAAUCAAAAAUGGCAGGGUGGGUCGUAAUUUACAGCUCGAGCCUCUCUAGGUCCCACUAGGCGCUCCUUCUCUAUGGUUAUUCUUCUGUGCGUAGCGAGUCAGAGGCAACAGUGGAGACUAUCUAUGUACAAUCCUCUCUAUGGUUUCCCUUUUCCACGCCUCCUGGCGCAGUGCACGCCGGGCAAGAGGAAGACCUCUAGGAGCUCCCCGCGCUGCGCGGCUGUGUUUGCGGCCUAUUCGAGUAGGCGCUUCGGACCCGGUCUCUCAGUCCGGCGGCGCGCAGAAACCUCGAACCGGUGGAGCCCACCCGUAACCUGACGCCCAAGAGGCCGCGGAGACCGUACCGUUUCCUCAGCGGCGGGUACUAUACCAACUGCCUUCCUAAGAAAGUGCUGAGAUAGAGUAUUAAUAUAAUACAAGAGCUUCUGAGUCUAUCCUGAACUUAGUUCGUGUACAUUUUGGGAACUUAUUUUAGAAAAGAUCUAAGUUUUAAAAAAUUCUCAAUGGACAGACAGAGAAAAGAGGGUCUUUGCCAACUCCUUUGGACUGGUGCAGUCAGAAUGUCUUUCCCCCCUCAUUUGAAUCGCCCUCCCAUGGGAAUCCCAGCACUCCCUCCAGGGAUCCCACCCCCACAGUUUCCCGGCUUUCCUCCACCUGUACCUCCAGGCACACCAAUGAUUCCUGUACCAAUGAGUAUUAUGGCUCCUGCUCCAACUGUCCUAGUACCUACUGUGUCCAUGGUUGGGAAGCAUUUGGGAGCAAGAAAGGAUCAUCCAGGCUUAAAGUUGAAAGAAAAUGAUGAAAAUUGUGGUCCUACUACAACGGUUUUUGUUGGCAACAUCUCUGAGAAAGCCUCAGACAUGCUUAUACGACAGCUCUUAGCUAAAUGUGGCUUGGUGUUGAGCUGGAAGAGAGUACAAGGUGCUUCUGGAAAACUUCAAGCUUUUGGAUUUUGUGAGUAUAAAGAGCCUGAAUCUACCCUCCGUGCUCUGAGAUUAUUGCAUGACCUUCAGAUUGGAGAGAAGAAGCUACUUGUUAAAGUUGAUGCAAAGACAAAGGCACAGUUGGAUGAAUGGAAAGCAAAGAAGAAAGCUUCUAAUGGGACUGCCAGACCAGAGACUGUCGCUAAUGAUGACGAAGAAGCCUUAGAUGAAGAAACAAAGAGAAGAGACCAGAUGAUUAAAGGGGCCAUUGAAGUUUUAAUACGUGAAUACUCGAGUGAGCUAAAUGCUCCCUCACAGGAGUCUGACGCUCACCCCAGGAAGAAGAAGAAGGAAAAGAAGGAGGACAUUUUCCGUAGAUUUCCAGUGGCACCAUUGAUCCCUUACCCACUCAUCACCAAGGAGGAUAUAAAUGCUAUAGAAAUGGAAGAAGACAAAAGAGACUUGAUAUCCCGCGAGAUCAGCAAAUUCAGAGACACACACAAGAAACUGGAAGAAGAGAAAGGCAAAAAAGAAAAAGAAAGACAGGAAAUUGAGAAAGAACGGAGAGAAAGAGAGAGGGAACGUGAAAGGGAACGAGAAAGGCGAGAACGGGAACGAGAAAGGGAAAGAGAACGUGAACGAGAAAAGGAAAAAGAACGGGAGCGGGAACGAGAACGGGAUAGGGACCGUGACCGCACAAAAGAAAGAGACCGAGAUCGAGAGAGAGAUCGUGACCGUGAUCGAGAAAGGAGCUCAGAUAGAAAUAAGGAUCGGAGUCGAUCAAGAGAAAAAAGCAGAGAUCGGGAACGGGAACGGGAAAGGGAAAGAGAGCGAGAACGGGAACGAGAAAGAGAACGGGAACGAGAGAGAGAAAGAGAACGGGAGCGUGAAAGAGAGAAAGACAAGAAAAGAGACAGGGAAGAGGAUGAAGAAGAUGCAUAUGAACGAAGAAAACUUGAAAGAAAACUGAGAGAAAAAGAGGCUGCUUAUCAAGAGCGCCUUAAGAAUUGGGAAAUCAGAGAACGAAAGAAAACCAGGGAAUAUGAGAAAGAGGCGGAAAGAGAAGAAGAAAGAAGAAGAGAAAUGGCUAAAGAGGCUAAAAGACUGAAAGAAUUCCUAGAAGAUUAUGAUGAUGAUAGAGAUGAUCCGAAGUACUAUAGGGGGAGUGCGCUUCAGAAACGGUUGCGUGAUAGGGAAAAAGAAAUGGAAGCUGAUGAACGGGAUAGGAAGAGAGAGAAGGAAGAACUUGAGGAAAUCAGGCAACGUUUACUGGCGGAAGGACAUCCAGAUCCAGAUGCAGAGCUCCAGAGGAUGGAACAAGAGGCUGAGAGGCGCAGACAGCCUCAAAUAAAGCAAGAGCCAGAAUCAGAGGAGGAGGAAGAAGAAAAGCAAGAAAAAGAAGAAAAACGAGAGGAACCUAUGGAAGAGGAAGAAGAACCAGAGCAAAAGCCUUGUCUCAAACCCACUCUGAGACCCAUCAGCUCGGCUCCAUCUGUGUCCUCUGCCAGCGGCAAUGCAACACCCAACACUCCUGGGGACGAGUCUCCUUGUGGUAUUAUUAUUCCUCAUGAAAACUCACCAGAUCAACAGCAGCCUGAGGAGCAUAGGCCAAAAAUAGGACUAAGUCUUAAACUGGGUGCUUCCAAUAGUCCUGGCCAACCUAAUUCUGUGAAGCGAAAGAAAUUACCUGUAGAUAGUGUCUUUAACAAAUUCGAAGAUGAAGACAGCGAUGAUGUGCCCCGAAAAAGGAAACUUGUUCCCUUGGAUUAUGGUGAAGAUGAUAAAAACGCUACCAAAGGCACUGUAAACACUGAAGAAAAGCGCAAGCACAUUAAAAGUCUCAUUGAGAAAAUUCCCACAGCCAAACCUGAGCUCUUUGCUUAUCCUCUGGAUUGGUCUAUUGUGGAUUCCAUACUUAUGGAGCGAAGAAUCAGGCCAUGGAUCAAUAAGAAAAUCAUAGAAUACAUAGGUGAAGAAGAAGCUACGUUGGUUGAUUUUGUUUGUUCUAAGGUUAUGGCACAUAGUUCACCACAGAGCAUUUUAGAUGAUGUUGCCAUGGUACUAGAUGAAGAAGCCGAAGUUUUUAUAGUCAAAAUGUGGAGAUUAUUGAUAUAUGAAACAGAAGCCAAGAAAAUUGGUCUUGUGAAGUAAAACUCAUUUUACAGUCAGAGUUACAUUUCAGAUUUCUUCUUUCACACCCUUCAAAGAACUUUGAAUUUUGUGUCUUCAAAGACAUUUGUGAGAUCUGUAAUUUUUUUAAUGUAGAAAAUGUGAAUUCUUUUGUCCUCUAAUUUGUUGAUGCCCUGUGUACGCACUUGGUUGUAAAGUCCUCUGAAUCCCUGGUUGUCUUUAUACUCACCAGGUACAAAUUGCUGGUGUGUUUUAUAAGCUGCAGCUACUGUACACAGCCUAUCUCAUGUAAUCUUGUUCUGCUGAUUUGUUCCUUGUAAAUAUUGAAAUGAUUCCCCAGUUCUUUUGCAGGAUUCCACCUAAUAUUAAAAUUGUACUGUAUAGGCACCAACGUAAUAAUUUGAAUACUAGUCAUACCUAUUACCAUCUCAUCCCACUCCCCUGAUCAGAAAUUACAAGCCCUUUUAAAGGCAUGGAGUUUAAAAUUAGAGUGCAAAACCUAGCAGACAGUCAUUCCUAAUGUUUCUCUGUAUUAAUGUGUUUAUGUGAGUGUAUGUAUAAAAGUCUUUUUUAAAUUUUCUUUGGUGGGCUCCCUUAAACAUUUUAUAAUUCACCAGUAGAUUCAUAAAGGAAAAGUGAUAAUUGUGCCAACCCAAGUAACUACUAGUAUGAUUAAGAUGCGAGUUUCCCAGAUCUUGGUAUUCUGCAGUGAGUAACAGUCUGCUAAAUCAGAUUUUUGUUUCUGAAUAGGAUGAUACAUCAUAGUCUUUACUUCUCCAAUUUGAUGGUUCAGAAUUGAAACAGAUUCUAAAGUUCUAGAACAUUUUACUCAGUACAUCUUCUACUUCAUUUAAUUUGGGUGUGUUCCUUUUUAUAAAGCAGAAUUAAUUCCAAAAGUAUAUAAGGGUGGGUGGGUGAAGGAGCCCAACUUCUUUAAAACAAAUGACCAGGGAGUACCUCAAGGGGAGAGCUUACUAUGCUUAGCAUAAAAGAGGGCCUGGGUUCUGUCCCUAGCACCAAUAAAUAAGGUAAGUUUACAAAAGAUUUUGACAAAACAUAAUUGUAAUCCACCAUGGUAGUAAAGUGUUUACAUCUUUUUUCUGAAGAUUCAUCAUUCAUUGCAGUUUCCUGCCCACAAAUUUUUAUCACUAGUCAUCAAACUUUAAAUAUAGUGAUGACUUGUUUAGAGACAUCCUUGGACUUAAUUUGUAAUUCAGAAGAUCACCAGGGGACAAAAUUUAUUUGAAAAGUACCAAGUUCUAAAUAUUGCUUAUAACAAAUAAGGUGCAGCUUUUGCCAUGUUAGUUUAUUAAAAGGUAAAGACUGGCUUGUGAGGAUAAUGUAACUGUGAGCUUGAGUUACUAAGGUUUUUUUUUUCCCCCCCUUAAACAUCUUGAGGACAUCAAAAACAAUGUUCUUAAUGUUGAACCUUGACAUGGUUUCCUUAUGUAAAUAUUUCAGUUAUUAAAAAUGUAUAUAUUUGAUCUUGGAGAUGCUUCCUUUGAGUCUUGUAAAUAAAUGGCAUUAUGUUAUA
Molecule: messenger RNA, 4757 nt
Organism: Phodopus roborovskii (desert hamster)
Lineage: Eukaryota; Metazoa; Chordata; Mammalia; Rodentia; Cricetidae
Gene: Rbm25
Product: RNA binding motif protein 25
Exons: 21
Coding region: 674-3244 (856 amino acids)
Biological process (GO): mRNA processing; regulation of alternative mRNA splicing, via spliceosome
Cellular component (GO): spliceosomal complex
Molecular function (GO): mRNA binding
Source: RefSeq, a predicted model, not a curated record